AUGAUUGGAGGAUUGUUUAUCUACAAUCAUAAAGGAGAGGUGCUUAUCUCCAGGGUCUUUCGGGAUGAUAUUGGGCGCAAUGCUGUGGAUGCCUUCCGCGUGAAUGUGAUCCACGCCCGGCAGCAAGUGCGUUCUCCUGUGACCAACAUUGCCCGCACCAGCUUCUUCCACAUCAAACGCUCUAACAUCUGGGUGGCUGCCGUCACCAGGCAGAAUGUCAACGCAGCCAUGGUGUUUGAGUUCCUCCAUAAAAUGUGUGAGGUGAUGGCCGCCUACUUCGGCAAGAUCUCUGAAGAGAACAUUAAAAAUAACUUUGUACUGAUCUAUGAGAUUUUGGAUGAGAUCCUGGACUUUGGCUACCCACAGAAUACUGACACUGGGAUACUCAAGACAUUCAUUACACAGCAGGGAGUCAAGUCUCAGACGAAGGAGGAAACAGCCCAGAUCACCUCCCAGGUGACAGGACAGAUUGGCUGGAGGCGGGAGGGCAUCAAGUACAGGAGGAAUGAGCUCUUUCUGGAUGUCCUUGAGUCUGUGAACUUGCUGAUGUCACCUCAAGGUCAGGUACUGAGUGCUCACGUGGCCGGACGUAUCGUGAUGAAGAGCUACCUUAGCGGGAUGCCGGAGUGCAAGUUUGGAAUCAACGAUAAAGUCCUCAUGGAGAGCAAAGGAAAGAGCAGCCUCGAUGACAGUUCUCGUGCUGGAGUAACUGCAGGAAAGACAUCAAUUGCCAUUGACGACUGCCAAUUCCACCAGUGUGUCAAACUGAGCAAGUUUGAAACGGAGCACAGCAUCAGCUUCAUUCCACCGGACGGAGAAUUUGAGCUCAUGAGAUACCGCACCACCAAAGACAUUAGCCUUCCAUUCCGGGUGAUCCCUCUAGUGCGGGAAGUUGGUCGUCAGAAGAUGGAGGUGAAAGUUGUAGUCAAGUCAAACUUCAAACCCUCACUUCUUGCUCAGAAAGUUGAGGUUCGCAUUCCAACACCUCUCAACACUAGCGGUGUCCAGGUGAUCUGUAUGAAAGGGAAAGCCAAAUACAAGGCCAGUGAGAACGCUAUUGUGUGGAAGAUCAAACGGAUGGGUGGCAUGAAGGAAUGCCAGCUGAGUGCAGAAAUAGAACUUCUCAACACCAGCGACAAGGGCAAGAAAUGGACUCGUCCACCCAUUUCCAUGAACUUUGAGGUGCCAUUUGCUCCAUCUGGAUUCAAGGUCCGCUACCUGAAAGUGUUUGAGUCUAAGAUUAACUACAGCGACCACGAUGUCAUUAAAUGGGUUCGCUACAUCGGCCGAAGUGGACUUUAUGAGACUCGAUGCUAG
Molecule: messenger RNA, 1317 nt
Organism: Candidula unifasciata
Lineage: Eukaryota; Metazoa; Mollusca; Gastropoda; Stylommatophora; Geomitridae
Source: the annotation of a GenBank genome assembly